Molecule: messenger RNA, 1853 nt
Organism: Exophiala dermatitidis NIH/UT8656
Lineage: Eukaryota; Fungi; Ascomycota; Eurotiomycetes; Chaetothyriales; Herpotrichiellaceae
Product: succinyl-CoA ligase [GDP-forming] subunit alpha, mitochondrial
Exons: 6
Coding region: 223-1203 (326 amino acids)
Biological process (GO): tricarboxylic acid cycle
Cellular component (GO): succinate-CoA ligase complex (ADP-forming); mitochondrion
Molecular function (GO): succinate-CoA ligase (GDP-forming) activity; succinate-CoA ligase (ADP-forming) activity
Source: RefSeq, a predicted model, not a curated record
UCCGCCCAGCUGCAACUUGAACUGCAGCACGUUGCAUACCUAGGUACGCUGCGCGAAGUCCGAGUUGGACAUUGGCACCAGCAGCCGAGCUCCGCAGCCUGUCACGACCGUUUUGAUACCAGUCGAUGAACAACUUGAAGUCGCUGACCCUAACUUGCGCAACGCCUCAACCUUCAAGUACCUGCUGAUCUUCUGUGGGCUGCUCGUGCAAAGUUCGCAGCUAUGCAGGCCUUCAGGUUCUCGUUGCUUCGGCAAGCCAGCAGAGGCUACGCGACAGUCUCGGCCAGCUCACAAUAUCAAGCUACCAUUCCCCAUUUGAAGAUCAACUCCGAUACCAAGGUCCUCUUCCAAGGGUUUACAGGUAAACAGGGGACAUUUCACGCCCAGCAAGCGAUUGAUUAUGGCACCAAAGUCGUGGGCGGCACAAACCCCAAGAAGGCUGGCACACAACACCUGGGUCUUCCCGUGUUCAAGAACGUGGCCGAAGGGGUGAAAGAGGCUGGUGCCAAUGCGAGUGUCGUUUUCGUUCCGCCCCCUGUGGCUGCGGCCGGUAUCGAAGAAGCGGUUGCAGCUGAAAUCCCUCUCGUCGUCUGCAUCACUGAAGGUAUCCCUCAGCACGAUAUGGUUCGGAUCACAAACAUGCUCAAGACACAGAAUAAAACACGUUUGAUAGGCCCCAACUGCCCCGGUAUCAUUGCUCCAGGUCGGUGCAAGAUCGGAAUUAUGCCCGGGUUCAUUCACAAGCAGGGCCGAGUUGGCAUCGUCUCCCGAUCGGGCACUCUGACCUACGAAGCGGUGAAUCAGACUACGAAAGCCGGACUUGGCCAAUCAUUGGUUGUGGGCAUCGGUGGUGACCCGUUCAGCGGCACCAACUUCAUUGACUGCCUCAAGGUCUUCAUGGAGGAUGACGAGACGGAAGGCAUCAUCAUGAUCGGCGAAAUUGGAGGCAGUGCGGAAGAAGAUGCGGCCGAAUACUUGAAGAGCGAGAACAAGAAGAACAAGCCUGUGGUGAGCUUCAUUGCCGGCAUCAGUGCCCCUCCUGGUCGACGGAUGGGUCACGCCGGUGCUAUCAUCAGCGGUGGUAAAGGAGGAGCCGAUUCUAAGAUCGCUGCGCUUGAGGCAGCCGGAGUGGUUGUGGAACGAAGUCCGGCAGCGUUGGGCAAGACUCUGCACGCGCAGUUUGUGAACCGGGAUCUCAUUUGAGCGGCACUGGCUUUGAGUGGUUUGUGCACCGGCAAUGUGGACAGGCGAGGAUCAAAGGAGUGGUUUAUUGUAUUUUGAUUAAAUCUGUCAGGGGCAGAGGCUGGUCGCAUUGUGUGUGGAUGUCGGCAUCUUCUGCUUCGUGCUUGACAUUUGACAGGACGUAGUCCUUUGUCCCUAGGAUUGCCUCGAUUGUCGGAAAUUCUCAAACAGCGCCGUUCUUAUGCAUAUUUACCCUUGUAUACAAUAUUUCAUCAUAACGCCUCGGUCAUUAUUAUAGGGAUAUCGCCCCUCGUCGGCUUGCCCGGACAUGCAGCCAGGCUUGGAAUCCACAGAACACGAGGAAGCCCUGUAUGACUUAGUAUGUGUUCAACAAUCUGGGGUCGGCAGACCACUUACGGCGUAAACUGCCACGGCGAUGAAUAUCGAAGCUGCAACUGCAGCCCCAUUUUCCGGAUCUUCUUCAAGCCCCAUCAUCAUAUGAUGGUCCCUCUGCAGCCAGAGCCAUUAGCACCCAAAUCCAACGCAAUAAGUGGUUAAGGGUAUAAAAGUCGGGAAGGGUCGUACCGCAAAGAGGCCUCCAAUGAUGGACAGAAUGACUACGGCAAAGCAUGAGAUAACCGUGCUGUCCAAGGGCACUGAAGGCGGAUACA